This is a messenger RNA of Aspergillus oryzae RIB40, 1272 nucleotides long. RefSeq lists its product as uncharacterized. Gene Ontology annotation, molecular function: Delta24(24-1) sterol reductase activity. The transcript has 6 exons. Bases 1 to 1272 code for a protein of 423 amino acids. Gene Ontology annotation, cellular component: endoplasmic reticulum membrane. Gene Ontology annotation, biological process: ergosterol biosynthetic process. The record is from RefSeq and is a predicted model, not a curated record. NCBI's taxonomy places the organism in Eukaryota, Fungi, Ascomycota, Eurotiomycetes, Eurotiales, Aspergillaceae.
AUGGUCUCCAUGCAGAGAAAGACUCCUGCUGAUGCUCUGGCUGCUAAGAGGGCCAAAGCAGAUGAAUCAAAUACCCAUAUCUCCACCGAUGGCAGUUCAGCUGAAUUCGAGUUUGGUGGUUCGUUCGGUGCUGCGCUGUUGAUGACGAGCUUUCCACUCUUGAUGUGGUACAUGUGGAUUGGAGCUUAUCCAACCGCGAAAGGAUGGGCAAUCUACUGGAUAUUCUUCAUUCUGGAGGCAGCCAUGUACUGCUAUAUGCCAGGUGUUUCGAGCGUCGGCCGGGCACUGAAGCACGAAGGAGGAAAAACGCUUCCCUACUACUGUUCCGCCUAUUGCAGUUUCUAUGCGACGCUUACCAUCGCUGCUGUCUUGCAUUUCACUCGUGCCUUCCCUUUGUACACUUUGAUUGACGAAUUUGGCUCUAUUAUGAGCGUUGCUACCCUGUCCGGCUUUCUGGAUAGCUUUAUCGUCUACAUGCAAGCUAUCCUGCGCGGGCGAACUCACAGGUUGUCGGGCUCCCCUGUCUAUGAUUUCCUCAUGGGUGCUGAGUUGAAUCCCCGCAUUGGUAUCUUGGACUUCAAGAUGUUCUAUGAGGUCAGAAUCCCGUGGUUUAUUUUGUUCCUUAUUACCUGCUCUGUGGCAGCCCGUCAGUAUGAGAUUUACGGCUAUGUCUCGGCGGAGGUGGCUGAGCAGAUGAUAAUCACAAGCUGGAACAUGUACUUUGAAAAGCUGGGGUUUCUGCUUACCUUCUGGAAUAUGGCUGGUGUGCCGUUCACUUAUUGCCAUUGCGCCCUUUAUCUAGCCAACCAUGAUCCUUCGGAAUAUCGCUGGAAUCGUUACAGCCUUUCCGCAUUCGCGGUUCUGUAUAUCUUCUUCUACUGGGUGUGGGAUAGCUCAAAUGGUCAAAAGAACGCCUUUCGCCACCAAGAAAAGGGUCAGCUCAUCAAGCGGAAUACUUUCCCUCAAGUCCCGCGGCAGGCUAUCAAGAACCCCAAAGUAAUCGAAACUGACACAGGCGAUAAUAUUAUGGUUGAUGGCUGGUUUGCAAUAGUACGGAAGCCAAACUAUGUUCCUGACAUGUUCUUUUCUAUGUCUUGGGGUCUCAUCACCGGUUUCGAGAGCCCAUUCCCCUGGUUUUAUUUUAUUUUCUUCAUGAUUUUGAUUAUCCAUCGCACCAACCGGGAUAUUAACAGAUGCCAGAGGAAGAACGGCGAGGCCUGGAAGCGCUACGAGAGAGACGUUCCCUACCUAUUUAUUCCAUAUGUGAUUUGA